Messenger RNA from Micropterus salmoides (largemouth bass), 1881 nucleotides. RefSeq names its product serine and arginine rich splicing factor 1a (gene srsf1a). The record is from RefSeq and is a predicted model, not a curated record. The transcript has 4 exons. The coding region runs from base 242 to 979 and encodes 245 amino acids. Gene Ontology annotation, molecular function: mRNA binding. NCBI's taxonomy places the organism in Eukaryota, Metazoa, Chordata, Actinopteri, Centrarchiformes, Centrarchidae. Gene Ontology annotation, cellular component: nucleus; ribonucleoprotein complex; cytoplasm.
CCUCGGUAAAGGAGCGCGGUUCCUGAAGUAAAAUAGGAGCAGAGGGCGCUUCAUCCAGUGUCUGCCUACCCAAUAAAUAUCCUGCAGAUUGCAGAGGGAAACGGCGCGUAUUUGAUUGAUUUCUCCUGUCUGAUCGACGAUUUGUAAGGCUUUUGGAGUGUAAUCUCGGUGUGGCUCCGCCAGCCGUUUAGGAUCUUGCAAACAAACGUUAACUCAAGAAGCGCGCUAUCUGUUAGCUGCGAUGUCGGGUGUUGUGCGAGGCCCUGCUGGGAACAACGACUGCCGAAUUUAUGUGGGAAACCUUCCUCCUGACAUUCGCACAAAGGACGUCGAAGAUGUGUUCUACAAAUACGGGACAAUUCGAGAUAUCGACCUGAAGAACCGGAGAGGGGGGCCGCCUUUCGCCUUCAUUGAAUUCGAAGACCCCAGAGACGCCGAUGAUGCAGUCUAUGGGCGUGAUGGUUAUGACUACGACGGCUAUAGACUGCGUGUGGAGUUUCCUCGGAGCGGCAGGGGCUCAAGAGGCGGCUUCGGUGGGAUCGGUGGAGCUCCCAGAGGCAGAUAUGGGCCCCCGUCCAGGCGCUCCGAGUACAGGGUCAUUGUUUCGGGACUUCCUCAGAGCGGCAGCUGGCAAGACCUGAAGGACCACAUGCGUGAAGCAGGCGACGUGUGCUACGCUGAUGUUUUCAGAGAUGGAACCGGAGUUGUAGAAUUUGUGCGCAAAGAAGACAUGACCUAUGCUGUUCGAAAGCUGGACAACACCAAAUUCCGCUCACAUGAGGGUGAGACUGCUUACAUUCGUGUGAAAUUAGACGGUCCCCGCAGCCCAAGUUACGGAAGAUCACGCUCCCGAAGCCGUGGCAGCCGGAGCAGGAGCCGCAGUCGCAGCGCCAGCCGCAGCCGCAGCAAUUCCCGUGGUCGUGGCAGAGGAUCGCCCCGCUACUCGCCUCGUCACAGCCGCUCUCGCUCCCGUUCCUAAACCUUUCUACCACCGAUGUUUUGCCCUUUUGAUGUAUACCCUCCUGUUUUUACCUCUUAUGAGUUUCUCCAGAUGUCAGCAAUUGAUUUUUAAUUUUCGCAUUUCAUGUCCCGAUGUCCUUGUGGAUGAUCUUGGUAUGUAGAUGUACCCCUCUCCCCUCCUUCACCCUUUUCCCCCACCCUCUCCACUGCUUUGCCCUUUUUUUUGUUGUUUUCUCCCUCUCUCUCCUUCUUUCUGUCCUCUCAAUUUUUGCAACAAUAGAAAUUGUGCCGUGUCGAACUUCAAAAAUGUUGAGUUGUUAUAACCUGCACUCAAUGUUUUUGCAAGUGUGGGAAAAUUGAGUUUUGUUUUUGUUUUGUUUUUUUCGUUUUUUAAAAGCUUCUCUCAUUGGUUAUGUGGGUGGGCUGUUUGGACGGGUAGCCCGAUGCUUAACUGUAUUUUACCCUUGUGUCUUCCUUUAGACAUCUGAAGCGAAGGAUUAAAGUGAUUUGGAAUAAAACCAUUGUGGAGCACAUUUCAUUUGUAUGGUCAGGAUAGGACAUCUAAUUGAGGAGCAAUCAGGUCGAGGCAAUGGUACGCUUCAUAUUCCAUAAAUUGAACGUUUUGAUAGGUUUCCAUAUCAUGCAUGUCAUAUUUAACAAAGCCAUAUGUGCUGUACUUUGUUAUAGAUAAAAUUUUUAACUUGCUACUCUGGCUUGUGACAGAAUAUGCAGUCCUAGAUCAAGUGUUGUGAUGUAAGUGUAACAUCUUUGCUGUCAAAUGUAAGAAAUCUGAGUCACUACUUUGUUGCAAAAGCGUCCCACUUUUUACUUAAAUGUCCUCAUUGGUUAAAAUGUUUAACUUCAGGGAGUGAUAGUUUUUGUGCUCAGUGGCAUUCUGUUUUUUUUUUUUUUCUUUUUUUU